CAUAAAAGGUAGCCUCAACCACCACAGCUCUCAGCAAGACUUUAAACCAUUCAAAGCUUUCCUCUUCUUUGAAAGUCCUUACAAGUUCUUUCUUUCGUUUUUUGCUUAUCUAUAUCGAAAAAAAAAAGACCAUGGCUAUCCGUAUGCCUCGUAUAAUCAAGAAGUCUUCUACAGCUAGAGACGUCCCGAAAGGCCACUUUGCUGUGUAUGUUGGGCAGGAGCAGAAGAAGAGAUUCGUAGUCCCCAUAUCAUUCUUGAGUCAACCUUUAUUUCAAGACUUACUUCGUCAAGCUGAGGAGGAAUUUGGUUUCGAUCAUCCAAUGGGUGGUCUCACAAUACCCUGCAAAGAGGAUGUCUUCAUUGCCCUUACUUCUCGUUUGAGGAACUGAAACGUAAACUUGCUUUCAAAAUUUUGUACUAAAGCAAGAUUUGGACACUGUAAAGUUUAGGAGUUAGAGAAAUCAGCAGCUGAUGUUAGUAUGAGGCAUUUCGCCUCUGACUAGUUAGAAAAGUGGACUUUAUAUCCACUAAUCCUGAUUGUCAUUCCAUGUCAAAGAGACAAAUGACUCUUUCACUUUUUUCUAGUUUAAAGAUAAUGAAGUAUUGAACCUUCUUUAAUAUAUGGUUUCAUUCA
This is a messenger RNA of Capsicum annuum, 634 nucleotides long. RefSeq names its product auxin-induced protein 15A. Lineage: Eukaryota; Viridiplantae; Streptophyta; Magnoliopsida; Solanales; Solanaceae. The coding region runs from base 132 to 389 and encodes 85 amino acids. The transcript has a single exon. Gene Ontology annotation, biological process: response to auxin. The record is from RefSeq and is a predicted model, not a curated record.